This is a messenger RNA of Papaver somniferum (opium poppy), 1597 nucleotides long. RefSeq lists its product as uncharacterized. Gene Ontology annotation, cellular component: nucleus. Gene Ontology annotation, biological process: regulation of flower development. Bases 148 to 1308 code for a protein of 386 amino acids. The record is from RefSeq and is a predicted model, not a curated record. The transcript has 4 exons. NCBI's taxonomy places the organism in Eukaryota, Viridiplantae, Streptophyta, Magnoliopsida, Ranunculales, Papaveraceae. Gene Ontology annotation, molecular function: protein binding.
CUCAAAAUUGGACUUGGUUUUCUAAAGAUUCCUUCUUCUUCACCAGCAUAUACUGUUAAAAACCCACAUCUCCAUUAAAACCAGAGAUUGACUCAUCAAUUCACCAUAAGUGAAGCAAAGCAGUUGAAUUUGAGAGAAGAAGAAGAAAUGUAUGGAGAAACAGGGCUAUUGUACCCAUAUUUCCAAAGCUUCACACAAGAUGUACAACAACUAGAGGAAUUCUAUGGAAAUCAUUAUCAACAAUAUCAUCAGAAACCCAGUGAUUCCAACUCUAUGGGGAACUUGUUAUCGGCCACCUCGUCAUUCGAAUAUGAUAUGGGAGGUGAAGGAGAUUUAUUCAAAGCGCCUGAACCAUUUCUUCAAGAACCACUCGUGGGACUUGGUAACAUGUCGGACACCAUAUCAAUGAUUACAGGUGGAAACAAUGAGAUGUCAUCUCAGACGAUGAAUGUGGUGGACAUGGAGACGAUGCAAAAUGAACAAUUACUGAAUGAGGUGUACUAUGAAUGCAAGAAGGAACUUAUGGAGAAAUCUGCCAUUGGAGAGGAACUUGUUGACAACCUCGAUGUCAAAGUUCCUGUAAUACAGAUGGAUGAGGAUCCAGAUGUGGAAAUUGAUAGGUUGAUUUCCAAUGUGUUAAUCCAGAAAACUGAGUUAUCUGAGUGUUUGGAGGAUCCUAUCGAAGAAAUAGAUAGGCUGAUGUGGGAGGGAGCGAAACAGAAAGCUGCUUGUUCCAAGUUAUUGGAUGAUGAAGUUGAGGCGAAGGACAAGUUGAAUUUGGGAGGUUUGAAACAUAACUUUGCUGCUGAUUCUAGUUGUUUGGACGAUCCGUUCAAAGAGAGGGAUAAGGUGACUCUAGAGGAUUCGAAACAGAACAGUGUUAGCUCUGACUUCUUGAGCUCAAUGGAUUGGGUACGCAGAGAUUUUAUGAGACCGAACUUUGCUGACUUUAAUGGAGUAGAUUUUGGAGCUGCUGGAAUGAGAAGAGCAUUCAGCGAGGGUGACAUACAGACUCUCUACGACGUCAAGAAUAACAUCUUGGCUUCACCUUAUGAGAGGACAUUAACCAUUGGGAAUUGCACCACUGAUGAACGCAUGCUAAAGCUUUCUAGAUACAGAAUCAAGAAGGCCAAAAGGAACUUUGGCAGGACAAUCAAAUAUGCAUGCAGGAAAGCACUGGCAGAUAAUCAACCGAGGGUUAGAGGAAGGUUUGCAAAGACUGAAGAAACGGACAUUCCAAAAAGUAAGCCAUGUAAAGCAGUUAGUCGAAGAAUUAUGAGUCAGGGUGUUGCGGAGAAGAAUCAAUAGUAGUUGUAUACCUAAUCUCCAAUAGGCGAAAGAAAUCACCUAGAUUUUCCUCUCUAAUUGAUCUUAUUUAGGUUUAUAGAACCUAAGUUAGGUACUUAGUUCGCGAACUUGUAGUUGCCGUGUUCUUACAGUCCACAAGCAAUUUGAUGUACAUAUAGGGCUUGAUGAAUGAUUAGCAAAAUUCCUGAAAUAUUCAGCUCCUUCUCUAUUUUGUAAAAUAUAUGAAUAAAUGUAUGUCCAUUUCAAUUAUGCUAUGCUAUAUAUAUCAAAAUAACUCCUCAUUUACAGA